UUUGUUCUUUUCUAUGGAGUUCUUGUCUUUUGGUUAGGUUGAAUAAAAGGCGACAUUUCUCCUCUUUUUCCCUUUUUUUUUUGAUUUUUUUCUUUGUUUGUGGAUUAAUUGCAGGGUACAUGGCGAGGAGUUCCUUCAAGCAAGAUCAUGACCUGGAGAAGAGACGGGCGGAGGCUGCUAGGAUCAGGGAGAAAUACCCGGAUAGAAUUCCUGUGAUUGUGGAGAAAGCAGAAAGAAGUGAUAUUCCAAAUAUCGACAAGAAAAAGUAUUUGGUUCCAGCUGACUUGACUGUUGGGCAGUUUGUCUAUGUCAUUCGCAAGAGAAUCAAAUUAAGUGCAGAGAAGGCCAUCUUCAUAUUCGUUGAUAAUGUGCUUCCACCUACAGGAGCUAUAAUGUCUACAAUUUAUGAUGAGAAGAAAGAUGAAGAUGGGUUUCUUUACGUCACAUACAGCGGAGAGAACACAUUCGGGCUUGAGAUUCUGGUCUAGACUCCCGACAUGAAUCAUGAAUAAAACAAAGAAAAUCUGAAAUGGUGCUCUGGACUUCAUUCUCACUACAUGAGCCUUUCACUCGUUCCCAUGAUUUCAGCUUUUCUUUCUCCACGUAAGCUUUUAAGGCCCAUAAAAGAGUCACUCACCAGUUAUAAAUUGUACAGUGCAUACUGUAUUUAGCUUUCAUGGAAUUAAAACUACUCCAGACAUCUGAUUGAUGAUUUAUAUAAUCUACUCCAAUUUAAGUUGUUAUUCAAGUUUUCUUC
Molecule: messenger RNA, 757 nt
Organism: Elaeis guineensis (African oil palm)
Lineage: Eukaryota; Viridiplantae; Streptophyta; Magnoliopsida; Arecales; Arecaceae
Source: RefSeq, a predicted model, not a curated record